CCGACACAUACUCCUCUCUCCGUCUAGGAACCACAAACCACAGCAAUCUCGCUUCAUCCGCGACUCUCGCUCGAAAAGAAUCUUCAAUAAUGGCCUCAUCCCGCGCUCUUCAGGUCCUCAGCAUAUCCACCGCCCUCCUCGCCUCCGGCGGCAUAGCCUCUCUCUCCCUCUUCUCCAUCCCCCUGCUAAAGUCCCAACCCGCAUCUCGCUCCCUGCCCCUAACGCGCUGGCUCUUCUCCCGAGGCUCACACAUCUUCCCAACUGCAGCGCUCUUCUCCUCCUCUGGAUUCGCGUACCUGGCUUACUCCGCCUUACCGCCCGCCAGCCGAUCAUUUGCCGGACUGAUGAAAUAUGCUGCCAAGGGCAAGGUUGGAUUAUACGCCGCAGCAGCAGCGCUAACGAUCUCCAUCGCGCCCUUCACGCACUUUAUGCUGUCCACGAAUUUCAAACUUAUCAAGAUGAACGAGGCGCUGGGCGGGACGCGCAGCGCGGCUUCCGCAGUCUACCGCGAGGAAAAGUACGAGCAGCAGAUGGCUGGGGAGUGGCCAAGGGGUGCUGAUGAGAGCGUUAAUGGGGACGAUGAUGUGAGUCAGUGGUGGGAUUGGAGUGGGCCGCAGGAACGGACGAGGAGAGAAAGUAGUAAGAGUCAGGAUCAGGAGGUUAGGGGGUUGUUGGAGGAGUUUGGGAGGAUGAAUGGGGUUAGGGCGGGGUUGAUGGGGGUGGGCGGGUUGGUUGGGUUAUUCGGGGCUUUGAUGUAGAUGUACGUAAUUCCAUUCAAGAUGGUUCUACUUUGACUAUCUAAGCGGGA
Parastagonospora nodorum SN15 is the source of this 808-nucleotide messenger RNA. RefSeq lists its product as hypothetical. The coding region runs from base 90 to 758 and encodes 222 amino acids. The record is from RefSeq and is a predicted model, not a curated record. The transcript has a single exon. Lineage: Eukaryota; Fungi; Ascomycota; Dothideomycetes; Pleosporales; Phaeosphaeriaceae.